Messenger RNA from Eublepharis macularius, 848 nucleotides. It is a transcript of the gene CISD3, whose product is annotated as CDGSH iron sulfur domain 3. Gene Ontology annotation, cellular component: intracellular membrane-bounded organelle. The record is from RefSeq and is a predicted model, not a curated record. Gene Ontology annotation, molecular function: 2 iron, 2 sulfur cluster binding. The transcript has 3 exons. Lineage: Eukaryota; Metazoa; Chordata; Lepidosauria; Squamata; Eublepharidae. The coding region runs from base 35 to 499 and encodes 154 amino acids.
CGGGCUCAGGAACGAGGCGGGCGCUGCAACAUCUAUGGCUUCCGGGGCGGGAGACGAAGAAGGUGACCCGGCCGGAGGGCGGAGUUCUGCCGCCGCCGCUUGCUCGCGAGCCAUGCCUGUGGUGCAGCAGAGAACCGGCCCCCUCGUGUCCUCCGUGGCUGGUUCUUUUGCGAGGCUCCUGUGCGCCCAGAGAAGAAACUGUUCAGCUGCUUCAGCAUCACAGCCGGUGAUUGCUGCCAGGCAUCCCUUCCAGGUGGACCUAGAAGCAGGGAAGCGCUAUGCUUGGUGUGCCUGCGGCCACAGCAAAAAACAGCCUUUCUGUGAUGGCUCCCACAAAAAAGCUGCCCCGAAGAUCUCUUCCCUGAAGUUCAAACCAGAAGAAGCAAAAGAAGCCUGGCUGUGUGGCUGCAAAUACACGAAGAACCCUCCGUACUGUGAUGGCACCCAUAAAGAAGACUUUAUACAGAAAGCAGACCUCCAUUCUCACCCACAGUUGUGAGGGGUGGGGGUGAGAUCUUUCUGAACCCUGAGAAAUGCAGCAGUUGGCAGGAACACAACCAUGGGUAUGGUCUUCCCAGCUGUUUUCCUGAGCCAUCCUUGCUGAAGUGAACCAGAGUUUUGCAGAAGUGCAUGUUCAUGGGUUUCAUAAAGGGUACUGAGGAUAGUAUCCUGGUGGGUGGUGAUAUGAUGUAUAUCCUCGUUGCAAGUUGCAACAUCUGUGUGACAUUGGGCACCUUGGUGAUCGUCAAAUGGAAGGAGGGGGAAAUGUUUUUGCUGUUUUCCAAGGGGAUUGGAUUUCUGCUGCUUCCCCUCACCUUUUGAAAUAAAACCCAUUCGAAAUCUCCUGA